This is a messenger RNA of Dermacentor albipictus, 5763 nucleotides long. Its product is annotated as cholinesterase-like. Gene Ontology annotation, biological process: acetylcholine catabolic process; choline metabolic process. Gene Ontology annotation, cellular component: plasma membrane. The record is from RefSeq and is a predicted model, not a curated record. Gene Ontology annotation, molecular function: acetylcholinesterase activity. Lineage: Eukaryota; Metazoa; Arthropoda; Arachnida; Ixodida; Ixodidae.
UCGGUGUUUGUGUCACAAGUAGCCUGCUCGAUGGCUUUGUGCCCGUGCUUCGCGAGAUAGCGGUGACAUUGUUCCCUUGCUGGUGCCUCUUUCAAGAGUCCACUUCGACGAGCUCCUCCCCUGGCCCUGUCAAGAAGCACUGGUGCUGCGACAAUGCGCGUCUCUGCUAUCGCUGGCGUGAUCCUCCUGGUUAGCGCCACGCAUGCUCUGACACCUCCCCUAGUGCGAACACGAAGCGGUGACAUCAAGGGACUCCGCCUCAACGUAUACGGUGAGAAGGUGAACGCAUUCCUCGGAAUCCCUUAUGCAUCGCCUCCACUGGGGGACUUGCGCUUCCGCAAGCCGUUGCCAAAGGUCUCCUGGUCCGUUCCACGAUGGGCUAGGGCCUUCGGUAAACGGUGCAUGCAAGAGCUCUCUCUGGACGGGACACCUGAGCACUACGCAGCGGCGCCAGGCAUGAGCGAAGACUGCCUCUACCUCAACGUGUGGUCACCCGUCAGCGACAACAGCACCAAGCCCGUCAUGGUCUGGAUUCACGGCGGCAACUUCAAAUCCGGCUCCUCGGAUAACCCUGCAUUCGACGGUUCCGUGCUCGCCGCGACGCAGAACGUGGUCGUCGUAUCGUUCAAUUACAGGCUCGGCUUCUUCGGCUUCCUCAAUGCGGUCCACAGCAACGCGUCUGGGAACGCGGGCUUAUACGAUCAGGUGCUCGCGCUUGCGUGGGUCAAGGCCAACAUCGCUGCCUUCAAUGGAAACGGGUCGCAAGUCACCCUUUUCGGCGAAGGUGCCGGAAUCGCAGCCAUUCGGCUUCUGAUGAUUUCACCCUCUGCCAGAGGCCUUUUCCACCGUGUCAUCAUGCAAGGAGGCGCUGCGCACGCCGCCAAAGCGGCGGAGAGCACGAGCAGGAGUCUACUCAAAGCGGAUGCCCUGGCCGUCGAGGUGGGCUGCUCCAAAGCGGGCUACUCGAUCGUCUCACACCCGGAAGACGUUAUCGAAUGCCUCAAGAGCCGGUCGGCUCAUGAGGUCCUGCUCGCGCAAAUGGAACUGCGACACCACGGAAUCGAGGCCCCGCUGCCCACGCAUGGAACCGAGUUCCUACCGCACAACCCGGAUCUCAUCCACGACCUGAGGGGCUUUACGAACGUCGAGGUCUUGAUGGGCCACAACCGUGAGGAAGGCCGAAAGCUGGUGUCGCGAGUCUUCGAAGGCCGCUUCCAUGCGCUCAAGCAAAGCAACAACAUGACGAAGGCAGAUGCCGAGGUAGCGCUCCACGUUCUGCUGAACGCGCAAGGAUACCGGCGACUCGUGGCUACCGAAGUGGCCGGCCACUGUCUUAAGCACGCGGCCGCCUUUGGCGACCACCCGAGGACCCUGGCUGAUCUGGUGGAGGCCUGCGCGGCGGACGUGGCCGCCGGCUGUCCCGCGCUCGCGUUCGCCCGCAGACUCUCCAACGCCGGUCUGACAGUGCACUUAUACGGGCUCGACUACGUCGACGAAGAAGUGGAGGGCCACUUUCACACCGAUUCCGAUCAUUCUGCUGAGGCGACGCUCGUGUUCGGACUGCCUAUGAGGUUUCCCGGCAAGUUCGGAGAGUCGGACCGGACCUUCAGCCAAGAUAUCAUGACCGCUUGGGCUACGUUUGCGAAGCAAGGAAGGCCUCCCGUCUUCGAAGGCAUCUUGUGGCCUCGCUUUAGUGAAGCUCGACCAAUGUACUUGGGCAUCAACGAGGCUUCGGCGCAUUUAAGAGAAGCGGACACUUCGCUUUGUGGUCUCCUAAAGAAGUAGAACGGUGGGGAACCGAGCAGUCAGCCAAGCGUAUACAUAUACAGGUUGACCAUUUUUUAGUGUUCUGGAAAUUUUAAAAAUCACCUGUAGCAGAUAGCAUCAUUCUCGUCCUAAUUUAGCUGGAUUAUUCGAGGGAGCGGACAUUACCAGCUCGAGAAACCUAAACACAUAUUCAACUAAUUAACAGGUGUACUAAUUAACUUCUUAAUCAAUCACGUUAGGCACUUAUUGCAUUUUACGAAUGGCAGCCAUGGAGCUUGCAAGACGUAUCCAUUUGAAAUGCAUUUCCAGGACGACACCAGUUUCGAUAUAUUUCCCCAAGUGUGGGGCGAAAUACAUGGGCGUUCCAGUUACUUUUGUGCUUAAGUGCAUAAAAGAGGGUUUUGUUAAAAAACUGUAAGUGGAACAACAGUGACUUCUUGCGUCGAGUUUGGUGGCGCAUAUCUUCAAACUGGCGUCAUUCUUGAAAUUCAUUCCAAGUGGAUACGCCUUUCAACCUCACCGGUUAUAAUUCGUGAAUUGCAAUAUGCGCUGUAAGGUAAAUAAUUCAAAAGAUAAUAAGUGGAUUUUUAUUAAUUAGUUGAAUCCUUGUUUCGAUUUCGCGUGCAAGUGAUGUCCACCUCUGAAUAAUCCAGCUCAAGGACUAGAAUUAUGUUAUCUGCAACAAUAGUUUUUUUUUAAUUUGAUAAAUCUUAAAAAUGACCACCCUGUAUGUACAGGCUGUCCCAAUUAUCAUGCACUAGGAUUUUAAAAUAUGCAAAUGCCACGUAGCUGGACACAACCAAGGUAAUGCUAUUUGCCGUCGUUUGGAGGUACUCAGAUUAUUUUUUGCAUUCCACCUAACUACAUAAUUAGCCUCAAUAGAUUGAUCAAUUUCUCAAAUAUUAUAAUUAGAUUAAAACUGUCUGAGAAAAUUGUAUAGCAACAUGAAAAACUGCCGAUACAGAUAUUUUUAAAUCUUGGUGCAUGAUGAUUGGGACACCCUGUAUAUAAAUGUGGACGAGAGGAAAAGAAACCGAGGGGAAAAGAAACCGAGCGUAAUGCCAAGACGUGGCUUCGUACCCUACCUGCGACCAUUUGUUUUAUCUUUCAUUCACUUUCAAUUCCAUUUAUUUAUCGUUUCUUUAUUUCAAUUAAGAAAGAGAGAGCGUAAACUUUUAUUUCAAAUCAACAAGAUUUGAACUGGUUACAACAACAACAAGAUUAAGAACUGCAGUUAAUUUGCCCUAGGCCGUCCAUGGUGUCAUCGUUGACUUCUUAUAAUGCAACCAAUUAUAUAUCCGGCUCCUCGGUUUCUAUUCUUCUCGUUCAUUACACAGUGAGGGUCUCGAAUCCGGCAAUUUUGAUGUCUUCAGGUAGGAUGUGUGGGUUUAUUGACGCGUUGCCUUCACCCAAAGAUAUCACGUAGACGUGACGCCUUCGGCAGAAAGGAUGUCCCACAUCCGCCGCCAAGGCCGUGAGUGGUGGCGCUGGCUAACACUCCCAAGGUUAGUUCUAGUAGAUAAACAUAAAUACCCCAGAAAGUGGAUGGGAAAACGGCCCCGCGGUAGCUCAAUCGGUGAGAGCACCGCACGCGUAACGCGAAGACGAGGGUUCGCAUCCCACCUGCGGCCACUUGUUUUUACACCCACAUUCAUUUCAUUUAUUUAUCAUUUCUUUAUUUCUAUUGAAAACUGUAGUUAAAUUGCCCCUAUGCUGUCCAUGGUGUCAUUGUGUAUUGGCUUCUUAAGAUAUAUAUGUAUGGGCGUGUCAUGACUAAUAUACAAGCGACUGUCGUUUCCUUUAUUUUUCGAGUGUCACAUAAGAGGCUAUGUCGGGCUGUGUAUGACUGAGUACAAAUAAACUACUCAGGCAAACGACAUUUCUCGAUGUCUGUCAUCUACCAAGAACCAUGCGUAUAUCUACGUAGUCCUCGCUGAAAGGACAGCGACAUCCCUUCUGUGCUAAACGCAAAUAAAGUUAAACAAUCUUUGUCUGUACAGUCAGAACAAGUGCUUCGAAUCAUGUGACUUGAACAUGUUGCCUAAGCUCGGGGUCCUACCAUUGAUCUGCAAUUUUUACUCUGUGUUGUACACGUCCUACAUAAGGCUGUUCCAUGUACCGCUUCCCGCGCAUGCGGGAAGCGGUACCGCCGCCAUGCGUUCACUUGUUCGGCAACUGUAGUUGGAUAAUAUUACGAAAACAUUAAAGGAAGUGCAGCAUGUGCCAUAAUUUAUUUGCGUUGCCUGGCUGAGAGUAUUGUGCAUGACAGCAGACAAUUGUCCGCACGCUUGUACAGUACAAUGUGCGGGUGUUUGUGCGUGCGCGCGUGCGUACGUGCGCGUGUAUGUGUAUGCGUAAAGGGUGGGCUGUUUAAGUCUAAGAUAUAUCGGCUAAGCUGAAAGCAGCUGCAUUAACGAUGUGGCUUGAGGCACUAGACAGCUUUAGCUUAACGUUAGCGUAAUAACGAGCGCACAUGAUUGAUUUUAUCUAAUCGCCAAGCCUUGCACGUGCGUCGAAAAAGUGCGAUAGGCAGCGCAAUGACAGCCGGGAGCGCGUUGUAGUUGUAUACUUUACAUUUCUGCCGAUCCGCGGCGAAAUCAGUAAAAUCAUGUCCGUGGCCUACGAGAUCUCCCAAUCUCAGAGGCCAUAUAUGCCGUCACGCCUAUUUCUCGACUUCGCCGAUGGUUGACACAACCAUCCGGGAAGGUUUUUUGCGCUAGGCUUCGACGCAUUCGAAAAGACAAGCGAUCUCGAAAAAUCCGCAAGGUUAUUCGUAAUACUCUAUUGCCGAAGCGACCUGAGCCUAAGCGACAGCCUUUAGGCAGGCAUUUGCUACGAAUGGAGUGAAUUCUACAGAAUCAAACAGCAAAUUAAGUUCGAAGCGAGCGACUGGUACCGCCGCCAUGUUUUUUUUUUUUUUUAUACUAUACGUAAGCCCGGCAAGGACGGUAACGUUAAAUCUGAGAAAUGGCAUGCGCACGCUAAAUGCUAUGGGUCGUUUCGCAUUCUGCGCGUCCGUAUUUUGAUCCCGCUAUUCCAAUAAGCCUGCUAUUACGCUAAACACGCUAAACUAAAGCUGUCUAUUUUUACGUAACACUAAAUAUACAUGAGACGAGAACGAGAAGCACACAGACACGACGCCAUUGUCCUGUGUGCUUCUCGUCUGACGUCUUUUUAGCGCUAGGUAAAAAGGUCUCAAAUGUGCAAUACGCACCAACUAGCCCAACCUUCGUCCCUAUAUUUGUGCUUACUACGAGAGCGACGCUAAAAUGACUCGCUCGCAAACCACAUACAACCAUGUAAUCCCUAAAAUACACUAGAGAGUUUUAGAAUAGGGGCCCCAAUAGUUGAGGGCCCCAAAAAGCUUUGCGGGUGUUAGCGUUGGGGCACGCAGGAGUGAAGAGUUUGAGAACAGGGCUUUUCGUUUGUAGAUAGCGUCUUGCGCUACUAGAGAUAAUUAGAGAUAAGAGAUAAUUAGAGAUAAGCUACUAAACAUAUUUAAAUAAAAUAUACCAUUUCAUGAUAAGAAUAGUAAUUUUGACUUGCGUGUAUUCGCGUUUAAUUAUAAUUUAGAGACUAUUCUGUAAGCAGAAUAACCUCUAAAUUAGUUGCGCUUAGUUUUGAGCAAACCAACUUUACGUGCCUUCACCAGCCAAGCUUAGCCGUGUUAGGCCUACGAGCCAUAAUAUCUGCAAUCGAAUUCGGAAUCAGCAGCGUCUAAUGAGUCAAUCUUCAUAACACACGCUAGAUGAGAGAAAGCGAUAGCCGCAGUCACUUCUCCUAUAGCUUGCAAACUUCACGCGUUAUCACGAAUUCAACCAAGUUUGGUGCAAGGUUAAAGCCGUCGCUUCGAUGGGUGCCGCCAUGUUUGCCGACGCAAAGCUUUUGGGGCCACUAUUUGGGCUCCCGCUAAAUUGGUGAAAUAGCAUUCCCAACAAAAAACCCAAACGCAGUUAGCGUCUCGCGCAUGCGCAGGGGCGUCGACGCUAUUUCUUU